GGCCCACGCGGCAUGAGUCGCCCAGGCGCCGCCGACGGCCCCCCCGCGGGCCGCGGCGGCAGCCCGGCGAGCGCGCCGCCCCGCCCGCGCGUCCCGGACAGCUCCAGGUUUGAUCCGCCAUCACGGGUGCCAGAGGAAGACGACUGCUCUUCUCGGCCAUCGUGCGUAUCGCCAGGCCGCCCGCGGCGAGCGGCGUCGGAGGACCUGGACCUCCCGAGGAGGCAGCACACCCCUCCGGCGCGGCCUCGCGCGGAGACCGCCGCGCCGGACGCGGUGGAGGCGGCAGCACUGCCGAAGGGCCUCGUCGAGAGGUCCGCGCCGGUGGAUGCUGGACUUUCCCCUCGCUCGGCGAACUGGGCCGCCCUUCGGAAUGCCGAGGAGCUCUUCGCGGACCCGACAGGCUCGUCGCAUCCCAGCUCCGCGUCGCACAUGGGCGGCAACUCGACGAACUGGAGCACGAUUCGGCGUAACAUGCGCAGCCUGACCACCAAGCCUGCUGGGCAGUCGACGUCGCUCUCUGGGCGAGAUCGGCUGCCGAGACCAAAUUCUUCAACAUCGUGGCAGGGCCUCUCCUCCGCCGAGCUGCGGCGGGAGCUGCAGUCCCCGCUGAAGAAGGUCAGCAAGUCCCGGAGGCGCUUCUCCGAGCCGCUCCCGCUGGCCCGGCAGCUCUCCGACCCGAUGCCGCUGGCGCGGGGCGGGCGCGCCUCUGCGGCGAGGCGGAUGCUGCUCCGCAGGCCUGGCGCGGACGCGAUGCUCGGGGAGAAGGAGAAGGUGGAGAAGCCCGUCAUCGAGCGCGGCGGCGGAUCUGAACGACAGGCCGUCUCCCCGGAGCAGCAGGCUCUCGCCGGCGGCGGCGGCGUCGGCGCAAAACGUCGAGCCGCCGGGCGCGUCGGGAGGCGC
Molecule: messenger RNA, 900 nt
Organism: Prorocentrum cordatum
Lineage: Eukaryota; Dinophyceae; Prorocentrales; Prorocentraceae
Source: the annotation of a GenBank genome assembly